AUGUUUCGUUCCGAGCAGAAAGUAACCCGCAUCGACCAGUUUUUUCAGUCCAACGAAAUGGAAUGGCAUUUCAUCUCGCCAGACGCACCGGAGUUUGGUGACCUCUGGGAGGCUGCCGUGAAAAGCACGAAGAGUCAUCUGAAGCGAGUGAUUGGUGCUACCACCUUAACAUUCGAGGAAACGGCUACAUUGUUAUGCCAAAUCGAAGCGAUACUCAAUUCCCGUCCGUGGUUCGCCAUCUCUACCGACGCAACGGAAUCCGAAGUCCUAACUCCAGGACAUUUUCUGAUCGGCCGUCCACUGACGGCGAUUCCCGAGCCUGCGUACGUCGGCGAGAAGAUCGGUCGACUAAAACGUUGGCAACACAUUCAAUUGAUGCGUGAACAUUUUUGGAGAACAUGGUCUCGAGAUUAUCUGUGA
Molecule: messenger RNA, 420 nt
Organism: Topomyia yanbarensis
Lineage: Eukaryota; Metazoa; Arthropoda; Insecta; Diptera; Culicidae
Exons: 1
Coding region: 1-420 (139 amino acids)
Molecular function (GO): nucleic acid binding
Source: RefSeq, a predicted model, not a curated record